Molecule: messenger RNA, 537 nt
Organism: Loxodonta africana (African savanna elephant)
Lineage: Eukaryota; Metazoa; Chordata; Mammalia; Proboscidea; Elephantidae
Gene: COXFA4
Product: NDUFA4 mitochondrial complex associated
Exons: 4
Coding region: 123-371 (82 amino acids)
Source: RefSeq, a predicted model, not a curated record
UCCUUCAGGUAGGAGGUCCUGGGUGACUUUGGGUGCCCGCAGAUACCGGGUGCAGGCCGUGUUAGGUUCGGUGUCGGCCAACUUUGUUCUCUCCUUCCGGAUCUGAAGCCUCUGCCGCAAACAUGAUCCGCCAUGCCAUCGGUCUGGCCAAGAAGCACCCCAGCUUGAUACCGCUGUUCAUAUUUAUGGGGACUGGAGGUACUGGAGCAGCACUGUAUGGCUUGCGGCUUGCAUUGUUUAAUCCAGACGUCAGUUGGGACAAAAAGAAUAACCCAGAACCAUGGAACAGAGUGGCCCCCAAUGAACAAUACAAGUUCUACUCAGUGAAUGUGGAUUACAGCAAACUGAAGAAAGAAGGCCCUGACUUCUAAAUAAAAUGUUUUCCUAUAAAGCUGCUUAGAAUGAAGGUCUUCCAGAAGCCAUCCGCACAAUUUUCCACUUAACCAGAAUAUAUUUCUUUCCUAAAGACAUGAAAUCAUGUUGGUAUCAUGUUGGGGUUUACACUGAAUAAUAAAUAAAUAAAUAUCUGAAACUUGA